GUGGCCAGAAAGCCCCACCUCUUCGCAACCCCUCCGCUGUAGGAAGCGCACAUAGACCAUUGCUCACAAUGCCCCAUAUAUUCUCAACGCUCUCUACGCUGCGUCCACCUCCAGCCACCUCCAGCCCGCUAAUAAUCGGGCUGACCACAGCCACCGCCGCGGCUAUCCUGGCCUUCUUCACCCUUCGUCCGCCGCCAACCCCACUGCCCGGCGUGAUCCCCUCGCCCAGGGAAUUACUGGGCGACUUGACGGAUAAGGAGAAGGAUUAUCUACCCUAUCCGCCCGAUGUUCUGCUGUACGGACGAUGGGUGGAUACUCCGUAUGGAGUGAUCCGGGUGUACGAGUUUGGGCCAGCGAAAGGCAGAAAGGUUGUUUUCGUGCACGGGAUUUCGACGCCGUGCCCUGUUGCUAGGGACCUGUUGUGGGACCUGGUUGGGAGAGGAUGUCGGGUUCUCACGUUUGGUGCGAUAAUAUACCAGCAUCCUCGCUUCCCAUCAUGAUAUCACGAGACUAACCCGAACGAACCGCAGAUUUAUACGGUCGAGGGUACAGCGAUACCCCCCUAACCCCGCAUGACCACCGUCUGUUCUCCUCACAAAUCAUCUUUGCCCUCUCCUCCUCCACCCUCCACUGGACCAAUUUUACCCUGAUCGGCUAUUCCCUCGGUGGGGGGAUAAGCGUUUCGUUCACGAGCCACUUUCCCCACAUGAUCGACGAAUUGAUCCUCCUCGCUCCGACUGGAAUCCUAAAAAAGUCCCGCCUGGGUCUCCUCCACCGGAUGGUACACUCGGGAUGGAUCCCAAGCGCGUUAGCAACACUUCUGGUAGGCCGCCAACUCAAGGCAAGGCAAGCGCAGGAUUCCUCCCGCCGCGUGGCGAGUGACCCGAUGGAUAGGGCUGUAGUGCUGGACGUCCCGAGUAUAUCGGAGUGGCAGAGCCGUGAGCAUCGGGGAUUUCUGUACUCAUUCUUCAGCUCGUUCAAAUAUGGGCCUCUAUACGGUAGACAGGAGGAGUGGGCGAUUGUCGGGGAACAUCUACGUGAAGCCGGGAAGAGGAUUUUGAUUUUGCUUGCAAAGAAUGAUACUGAUAUUGAUCCUGCGUUGCUGCCCGAGAUGCUGGAGUUGUUACGCGGUGGAGAACACGGGGGACAGGAACCGGAAAGGGUUGUGGGGAUUGUGGCGGAUGGAGCGCACGAUUUCGUCAGAAUGAAGGGGAGAAUGUUGGCCGGAUAUAUAGAAGAGUUUUGGAAGGACUCGAGGAGCAUGGAUUGGGUUUACUAGCGUGGUAUAUACAAGUGUCGAUAGACAAAACUCUCAUGAUGAUAAAAUGCUACGAGUAUGUUAGAUGU
Molecule: messenger RNA, 1347 nt
Organism: Tuber aestivum (summer truffle)
Lineage: Eukaryota; Fungi; Ascomycota; Pezizomycetes; Pezizales; Tuberaceae
Source: the annotation of a GenBank genome assembly